Molecule: messenger RNA, 259 nt
Organism: Paramecium sonneborni
Lineage: Eukaryota; Ciliophora; Oligohymenophorea; Peniculida; Parameciidae
Source: the annotation of a GenBank genome assembly
AUGAUGAAUAUUUAAAGGUAAUUCUUAUUUUUUACUUUUUAGUAAAGAAUACAUUUUUGUUAUAUGUAGCAGGUAAUAAUAAUUCAUAAUCUGGAUCAUCAUCAGGAGAAUUUGGAAUUUUAGUUAUAAUAUUCUCCAUUUUUGCUAAGAGUUAUAAUAUUAUGAACUAUAUCGUGAUGGUAUUACCCUAUAUCUCUAUAUAGAUAUAGCAGUUGUAGGAGGCAGGUGGAAUAUAGGAUCUUAUAGUUUUGCCAAUUGA